Diplodia corticola is the source of this 2661-nucleotide messenger RNA. RefSeq lists its product as uncharacterized. Bases 1 to 2661 code for a protein of 886 amino acids. Lineage: Eukaryota; Fungi; Ascomycota; Dothideomycetes; Botryosphaeriales; Botryosphaeriaceae. The record is from RefSeq and is a predicted model, not a curated record. Gene Ontology annotation, cellular component: cytoplasm. The transcript has a single exon.
AUGGUGAAGGCCGACCCGAAGCGCAACUAUUACGCCGACCUGGAGGUCGCGCCCGACGUCGACGCGGAAGAGAUCCGCAAACAAUUCCGCAAGCUUGCCCUCAAGUGGCACCCCGACCGAAACCCAGGCAGGGAGGCAGAAUGCGUGCCCAGGUUCCAGGCCAUCCAGGCCGCACACGAGAUUCUUGGUGAUCCUGCCGAGCGCACGCGCUACGACCUCGAGCGCAGGAAGAGAGGCGGCGGACCCGGCGUCUACACGCAGAGACAACCUGCUCCCCGCGGCAACCCCUACCAAGCUCAUUCCCAUUACCCGCCGCCGCCGCGUCGCACAGGUCCGCAACGGCCUGGUGCCACCAGCCAGCAGAAUGCUGGAUCCACCUACACCAACGCGUCGGCCUCGAGCGGCGCCAGCCGCUUCUCGAGUUUCCCGAAGCCACCGCCAACGCAGAGGAAGGAUGCAGAUCACCAGAAGGCGAACGUAUUUACAGCGUGGCAGAACAUGAAACCGAAGACGAACACGCAUACUUCUCAGGCCGAGUCGUCACACCAGCGAGCCAAGUCGGCAUGGGAACACACACAAGAGGCCAAUAAGCCUGGCGUAAACCGUAGCCAGAGCACUAGGGGACCCAAGAGGGGCGGCUUUGACCCUACCACGCCCGGAGCGGACGAGCCUCCAGCCGCAAGCACCUCGUCAUAUUUCACGACUUCCAACUACGGCAGACCCGUCCCUCCGCCUCCGCCCCCGCCUCGAGACCCUCCAGCAGCACACCCCCCGCAGCCGUCCGUGGAUCCGCUGAGGCAGUUCAAAGAGCAGUUCCAGCAGCAGGAAUCGGCUUAUCCUGAGGGCAUGCGAACAAGGACUCCGUAUAACUCUUCCAGCGGCGAGAGGACGUUCAUUGAUCCUGUGAGACGCUCUGCCAGCCAGCGAAGCUCGCCCCAAAGGGAUCCCGGCUCAGCCCACGCCGAUGUGAGCGGCGCCUCUGCUGCACGUCACCACAGUGCCAGUCCUCCCAGACGGAAGGGCAACGCCACCCGCCCCUUCGCCAUGUACAGCUCCAGUGAAGACGAUGAACCGCCGAAACCUACUCCGAAAGCAUCUCGACAGAAUAGGACAGGAAGCGUUGAUUCCAGCAGCCAGCCUACGCAAAGCAAUGGCUUCAACGCUAGUGAUAUGAACGGCGGCAUGGGCCAAAAAAGCAAAUCAUCAAUGUACGACCAUUUCUUCCCUGACAACCCAAGCAAAAGGGACAACCCUGUCACUCCCAACAUCAAAAUAAGGCCUAGAAAUUGGCCCUACUGGGCAGUUCCAUCUAGCUUGCCCCCACGAUACUCUUCUCAGAGGCCCCCUGCAGAGCCUGUGGGAAAGAUCAGAAAGCGCAGUGCCACUAACAGUGGCUCUCCUUCUCACCCUUCUCAGCGAUACCGCAACUCGAAACAUGCUAACCAAGACACCAGCUUCAGCAUUCCCAUCGACACGGAGACCUUCGCUCGAACGGACGGCGAGCAAUUCCCAGGUAACAGCGCGGAAAACAUCAACACGAAGUUUUCCCCCAAGGAUUGGCAUGGAAAGUUUGAGGGCAAACCCGACUAUUUUACCAAUCCGAUCCCUGCCACCGGGAACCGCGCGAAGAAGUCACCCACGAGACCGCCGAGCUCGAGAGCGAAUAGUAUGCACAAUCUAUCAUCCAUGCCUGGGGCCCAGAUGCCUCAGCCCACGCCUCCACUUACAGCUCAAACUCCUGGUGGAGAGCCUGGACCAGUUAGGUUUUCGCCGAAUGAAUGGGCAAAGACGUUCAAAGACCCCAGCUUCGUGUUGCCUACGGAACCGCCCAAAACAGCAUCUCCGGUGAAAGGACCGGCGCCGAUGAGAGGCAGGAAGCAAUCCAGGACACGGCCCGCUGGAGCUAAUGUCAAGCCAAAGCCAGCUAGUGUAGCGGAUGCUGAUGAGAGUAGCGAAGGUGCCGAAAGCACCAACGAUGCGGCCGCAACGGAUAGUAGCGCGAUGGACAUCGACCCUGUGCCGCCUGUACCUCAAACUAACGGAACCCAACGUCUGAAGAUAGUGCCUACGCCGAUCUCUCAGGCUCGCACUGCUCAGAGGGAGCAGGUGCAAGGCAAUACACAAGCUAAACCAGAGGAGACUGAUGAAUCGCUUCGGUUCAAGGAGUUUGCAAACGUUGCGCCGUUCACGUCGACGUCGCAGGAGGGACUGAGGAACCUGGAUGACCUUUCGCAAAACCUCCCGUUCGAGUCUCGUCCGGCUGCGUCGCACCCGACACGGUCAGCAGAGCCGGCUGCGCUCUCGCUCCCGCUACCGCCCAAAGCUCCCGAGAUACCCACGCAGCUGACCAUGGGUGUCUGGAGGGAGCUGCUGCCCAAGAUGGCCCUGUAUGUGAAGGGAUUCCAACAAUUUGACUCGUAUAUGCUCCAGCACUUUGCAGCGCGCCAGCAUGAGGUGGACGCAAUGGGGGGCGCGAUAAACUGGCUAGGGGCUGCGGGCGACUUGACAACGACGGGAGGGUUCAGCAGCUACAUGCGCGGCAUCAAGGAGGACGAAAGAGCGCGGGAGCAAUGGAAGGUUGGAUGGGAGAAGCACAGGAACGCAAUGGACUUGUUUGAAGCAGCGAGGGCUAGAGUGAUGAGGGGCGGCCUACCGGCUUGA